UGACGUUGGCAAAAUCAUGUUUUGGCGAAUAAUUGAGCCAUAACACAAAAAAAAGUUCGUUUGUUUUGUUUGUUGUAAAUUUCCAUCUUUUUUCCGUAACGUUUUUGUAGUUUGUACCCUAAUUUAAUUAAAUAAUGCAAAAGUUAAAAUCUGAAAAACAUGUUCACUUAACAGAAAGUGUAGUACGUAAACUUGCCCAAAACCGGAUAACCACUAUUCUUGAGUUCCUUCACGAAGAUUCUGAUAAAAUAUCAAAUCUUACUAAACUGAGUUUACCGCAAGUUCUUGAAAUAAGAAGCGAUAUUUUAAAUAAGUAUUCUGCUCCUAUAGUGAAUGGUAGUACACUCUUCAAUCAGUUUUCUAAGAAAAAAGUUUUGAGCACUGGCAUAGUAAGUCUAGAUGAUGCAUUGGAUAAUGGCUUACCAUUGGGAUUUAUAACUGAAAUAUGUGGUCUUUCUGAUUCAGGAAAAACACAACUGUGUUAUCAAGUUGCUAUCAAUUGUGUUAUAAACGCAGAAAAUACAGUUCUAUACAUUAAUACUAAAGGAGAUUUUUCCGCUGUAAGAAUUCAAAAGAUUUUAGAAGGCAUGGGUUUAUCGCACAAGGAUAUGGCAUUGAUAAUGUAUAAAAUAAGAGUGGUGUUUAUAUGGACUAUGGAGGAGCUGAUAGAACUGUUGCAAAAAAUAAAAAACAAGACAAUAGUUAUUCAGAAUUUAUCAAUGAUCAUUCUUGACUCGUUGCCUUGUCUCAUGUUUCAACAUCUUGGAGACUCAAACAAGACCGGAUUGGCAUAUUUAAAUAUGAUGGUGAACUACAGCCGAUAUAUCUGUGAUACGUUUAACAUAGCUUUUGUAUGUGUUAAUAUACUGACACGAUGGAUAGAACAUGAUGUUUCUGAUCUUGAAGAUGAGGAAGAAACUGUUUCAAUUUCAAAGGAAGUGUAUUUGGAAAGGAGAAACCGGUGUCUGGGAAAAUAUUGGCAACACAUUCCUGUAACUGUAGUGAUAUUAGAAAAAGGACAGAUACUAAUGAAACCAAAUGGGAAUAAUUCUCAAGUUAUAAGUGCUACUGUUGUUAAGAGAAACAAUUUAGAGUGUUAUCAUAGUUUUACCAUUGUAAUAAAUGAUUUAGGUGUCACAAUGCAAUGAAAAGAUAGGGUUUCAAUAACUUUUCAAAUAUAUUUCAGUACUAAGUACCACUGUUACUGUCUGUGCACUAUUAAUGGAGUUUUAAAAUGUUUGUAUUUGAUUAUACAAUCCAUCCAUCUCUAUUUUUUCCACUACUUAA
Messenger RNA from Plodia interpunctella (Indianmeal moth), 1287 nucleotides. RefSeq names its product Rad51 recombinase D (gene Rad51D). The record is from RefSeq and is a predicted model, not a curated record. Gene Ontology annotation, biological process: double-strand break repair via homologous recombination; reciprocal meiotic recombination; telomere maintenance. Bases 135 to 1148 code for a protein of 337 amino acids. Gene Ontology annotation, molecular function: single-stranded DNA binding; ATP binding; four-way junction DNA binding. The transcript has 5 exons. Gene Ontology annotation, cellular component: Rad51B-Rad51C-Rad51D-XRCC2 complex; replication fork; centrosome. NCBI's taxonomy places the organism in Eukaryota, Metazoa, Arthropoda, Insecta, Lepidoptera, Pyralidae.